CGCGUGCGUCAUACAUUGACCCGCUAUUGUAUGCAGGCAGAGGCAAUCCACAUCAACGUUCCUGGAUGUCGGUUUUGAUUGUAUUUCGGUGCACCGUCUAAUUGUCUAAGAUGGCUUCGAACAAUAAUAUUGUGAUCGCCUUCGAUUUGUACGGGACGCUGCUCUCGACUGAGAGUAUUGCUAAGGAGUUGGCUGCUCAUUUUGGUGAUGAGAAAGCGGGGUCUAUUGCUGCGUUGUGGAGGAGAUUCCAGCUUGAAUACACAUGGAGAAUGAACAGCAUGGGACUCUACAAACCCUUCUCCGAUAUCACCAAAACAUCCCUCCAGCACGCCCUAGCCGAACACUCCUCGACACUCUCCGAUUCAGACAUCUCCCAACUCAUGAGAGCCUACGACUCCCUCUCGACCUUCCCGGACGUUGAACCCGCUCUCAAAGCCAUUUCCACAGACCCCUCAAUCGACGCAUACGUCUUCUCGAACGGAACCGACGCCAUGGUCAGCUCCUCCGUGAAGCAAUCCCCCUCACUGUCUCCCCACGCUUCGAUCUUCAAGGGACUCGUAACUGUCCAGGAAGUGGAGCUAUUCAAGCCGCACCCAAAGGUAUACUAUCACCUAGCUGGAAAAGUGGGGAAGGGGAGAGGAGAUAUGGGCAGUAUCUGGUUGGUGAGCGGCAAUCCGUUUGAUGUUGUUGGGGCGAGAGCUGUGGGUAUGCAGGCAGCGUGGGUGGAUAGAGCGGGAGGCCAUCAUGGAAAGGGAGGGUGGAAUGAUAGAUUGGGGGAUUUGGCUAGUGGUGGACCGACGCUGGUUGUUAGCGGGGUGGAGGAUGCGGUUGAGAAGAUCAAGGAUUGGACGAAGAAGAAUGAGGGAAGUGGUGCUGGACAUAAUAAGGAGGCUGCUGCUAUGGGACCUGGUUGAGGCGGACACCGUACUAGCAAGGGACGAAGGUAGCUACUGAAUGAAUUACUAUAUUUUGCUCGUGCUGCUCAUAUUUUCGGAUAGCUUUCUAUGUAUAGCAUUGAAAUGCUCAAUGAUAGAGCAAAAUGUCUUUGUUGUGAUCUUCGCAAAACAUCGAAAUCAGCGGAAAAAACCAGGCUAGAUGUUCUCG
Mollisia scopiformis is the source of this 1104-nucleotide messenger RNA. Its product is annotated as haloacid dehalogenase. Lineage: Eukaryota; Fungi; Ascomycota; Leotiomycetes; Helotiales; Mollisiaceae. Bases 111 to 914 code for a protein of 267 amino acids. The transcript has 4 exons. Gene Ontology annotation, molecular function: hydrolase activity, acting on halide bonds, in C-halide compounds. The record is from RefSeq and is a predicted model, not a curated record.